Suricata suricatta (meerkat) is the source of this 5350-nucleotide messenger RNA. It is a transcript of the gene KLHL8, whose product is annotated as kelch like family member 8. Gene Ontology annotation, molecular function: protein binding. The record is from RefSeq and is a predicted model, not a curated record. The transcript has 10 exons. Lineage: Eukaryota; Metazoa; Chordata; Mammalia; Carnivora; Herpestidae. Bases 364 to 2223 code for a protein of 619 amino acids.
UCUAGGGGCUGGGCCGAGAGGACACCCGGCGCCUGCCGGGGCUCUACGGGGCCGCGCAGGAGGGCGCGCGUCCGUCGGGUGCUCGCGCGGGGCUCGUGCGGCGCCGCUAGGUGCUGCGGGGAGACGCUGGGUUGCAAGGACCCUGGUUGCGCGGCUGCAGCCUUGGCGAGGCCGGGAAGAACCGAGCGGAGGGACUAGCCGAGGACCGAGUCUCAGCCAAUUGGACAAUGGCAGUUUGAGUGAGUUUUGAAAAACGUCUGAAGGUUAGUGGGCUGCAUCUACUUUCUGCUUCCUCCACACCCUUUUUAAGAGAAUAAAUGGAAUGUUUGAGAAGAGAGCUAUAUUAAAAGAAGAGUGUUGCAAAUGGCUUCAGAAUCUGUGAAUGCAAAACAAGCUAGGACUCACUGCACAAAGGGAAAAAGGCAACAGCACCAGCAAAUAAAGAAUAGGUCUUCAGUUACUGAUGGUGAUGGAGAAGACUCCUUUAUCUUUGAAGCAAAUGAAGCUUGGAAAGAUUUUCAUGGUUCCCUUCUUCGGUUUUAUGAAAAUGGAGAACUGUGUGAUGUCACACUAAAGGUUGGCUCAAAGCUAAUCUCUUGUCACAAACUAGUAUUGGCUUGUGUUAUCCCCUACUUCAGAGCCAUGUUUCUCUCUGAAAUGGCUGAAGCCAAGCAAGCACUGAUUGAGAUCAGAGAUUUUGAUGGUGAUGCAAUCGAAGACUUGGUAAAGUUUGUCUAUUCUUCACGGCUCACUUUGACUGUUGACAAUGUCCAACCUCUUUUAUAUGCGGCCUGUAUUCUACAGGUUGAACUGGUGGCUAGAGCUUGUUGUGAAUACAUGAAGUUACAUUUUCAUCCCUCCAACUGCCUGGCAGUAAGAGCCUUUGCAGAAAGUCACAAUCGAAUAGACUUAAUGGACAUGGCGGAUCAGUAUGCCUGUGAGCAUUUUACUGAAGUAGUGGAGUGUGAAGACUUUGUAAGUGUGUCACCCCAGCAUCUCCAUAAGCUUUUGUCCUCCAGUGAUCUAAAUAUUGAGAAUGAAAAGCAGGUCUAUAGUGCAGCCAUCAAGUGGCUUCUUGCCAAUCCUCAGCAUCAUUCCAAAUGGUUGGAUGAAACACUUGCACAGGUUCGUUUGCCGCUGUUGCCAAUUGAUUUUCUUAUGGGUGUUGUGGCAAAAGAACAGAUUGUCAAGCAAAAUCUAAAAUGUAGAGAUUUAUUGGAUGAAGCAAGAAAUUACCAUCUUCACUUGAGUAGCAGAGCAGUACCUGACUUUGAAUAUUCCAUUCGGACUACUCCAAGGAAACAUACUGCUGGUGUGCUGUUCUGUGUAGGUGGUAGAGGUGGAUCUGGUGACCCGUUUCGCAGUAUCGAAUGCUACUCUAUCAACAAAAACAGUUGGUUUUUUGGGCCAGAAAUGAAUAGUCGAAGGCGACACGUCGGUGUAAUCUCUGUGGAAGGUAAAGUAUAUGCGGUAGGUGGACAUGAUGGAAAUGAACAUUUAGGUAGCAUGGAGAUGUUUGAUCCUCUCACUAAUAAAUGGAUGAUGAAGGCUUCAAUGAACACAAAGAGGCGAGGCAUUGCCUUGGCCUCCUUAGGAGGUCCAAUUUAUGCAAUUGGAGGGCUAGAUGACAACACUUGCUUCAAUGAUGUAGAAAGAUACGACAUAGAAUCUGAUCAGUGGAGUACAGUGGCACCAAUGAAUACUCCCCGUGGAGGAGUUGGCUCUGUGGCUCUUAUAAAUCAUGUGUAUGCAGUAGGUGGCAAUGAUGGAGUAGCUUCUUUAUCUAGUGUGGAGAGGUAUGAUCCACACCUGGAUAAGUGGAUAGAAGUUAAAGAAAUGGGUCAACGAAGAGCAGGCAAUGGAGUUAGUGAGCUCCAUGGUUGCUUAUACGUUGUUGGUGGUUUUGAUGAUAAUUCUCCUCUGAGUUCAGUUGAGCGGUAUGAUCCUCGAAGCAACAAGUGGGAUUAUGUAGCAGCACUUACCACUCCCAGGGGUGGAGUGGGGAUCGCAACAGUGAUGGGCAGGAUCUUCGCAGUUGGUGGUCAUAAUGGCAACGCAUACUUAAAUACAGUGGAAGCAUUUGAUCCUGUACUGAAUAGGUGGGAGCUGGUUGGAUCUGUGUCUCACUGCAGAGCCGGAGCAGGUGUAGCUGUGUGCGCCUGUCUAACUAGCCAAAUUCGAGAUGUAGGCCAUGGAUCGAACAAUGUGGUGGACUGUAUGUGAUUUGAGGUCCAGCCACCAACCAUUCAGUCAUAUUUCGUAUGCAGGAAAGACAACCAAGAUUUUGUAUGAUCACCUUUGAACAGUUUUCACUACUGCUAGUCUUAUUUUAAAUGGAAAUUGUUGUAUUGUGACUAAGUGCAACAUUUAGAUGGUAGCUGAAGAAUUAUUGGUAAUAAAGGUAAAUUUGAUACUUCCCACUUUAGCAAAUAAUAGAAUAGGGAAGGAAAACAAUCUAACCUGAAACCGAACCUUUUCUGAAAAAUGUUUAAAAUAGUACAAAAACCUUGAAAUCCCUUUUUAAAAACAUGUUGGAUAAAUCAGAAUGUAAAAUGGAGUCAUUUCCAUUUUGCCUAAAAGUGUUGACUGUGGGCAGUGGACUUUUCCUAGAGGAGUGAUUAGAACCUAUUCAUCAACACAAGUACAUCAGGACACAUGAGAGACCUCCUUUUGAAGAUCAUUUCUACUUGGUGCUGAUGAAUCUAUGCCUUGCUUUUUCCUAGAUGUCAGUUUUUAAAUUCCUUGGAAUUUACAGAAGUAGAAAAAUGUUUAAUCUUUCUCAGUGCCACUAGCUGAAUUUUCAGAAGCUUUAUGGGAGUGCUAUAACAAAGCCCUUAAUUUCAGUUUGACUUGUUAGGGCACCAAAUACCUAGCUGAACUAAUUCCAUCUAAAUAAAUCUAUACUUUCAUUUUUUCAUCUCAUAUAAAAAGGAUUUGUUUCAUAUUAGCAAAAAUUGAAUCAGAGGCAAUAUUAGAGGAGAAGGCAUUAGAGUUAAUAUUACUCUAGUGCCCAGUUGAGACACCUUGAGAAGAAAAGGUGUGAAUUACAUGACUCAGAAGAAUCUGAAAAUAUUUCUCUUUGAUUUAAUCAUUUGGUUUGAGCCCAGGAUUAUUACCUUUCCAUUUUGCUCUUUUUUACUAUCCUAUUUUUUUUUUAACUGUGUGGAAUAUGAGUUUAUUAAUUAUCAGAAAGUGAAUGCAUUUUUGCAAAAAUUCCUUACAGAGUGUGGUUUACACAGUGUGGUUCAGGUCCAUCAUUACCAAUAAAAGAUAACUGUUGGUAAAAACAGAAAGAUUGAAAUUACUAUUUUUUUUGUUAUGUCUAAUACCCUCCAGUGUAUUUAUUGAACUUCAAUUGAAAAUAUUUCUCUGCAUUAAUUUGAAGUCAGGAUAUUGAUAAACCUAUUGAUUUAACAGCUCUUCAUGGUUUUAACCAGUAUUAUAAAAUGACCUACUCAUUAUAUGUAAAUGUUUAUAAAAAUAUUUAUGAAGAAUAUUAAAAUAUUCUGUUUUUUAUUUGUCAUGCACUUUGGUUGAUCAUUGGUACCUCUUUUCCAGGCCUUCCUAAAUUUAUCUGUCGUCAUGUCUCAGAAUUUAGUGUAGUUUCAUUGCUGGUAGUCAUCUGGUUCACAAGGAAUGAGGGCCGUGAGGACCACUACCCUCAUCCAUCCAGCUCCGAAGCUCUGAAGUUCAUUGCCUAGUAACUCUGAUGGGCUUCAUUAAAAGGCAACUUCAAGGGCACCUGGUUAGCUCAGUCAGAAGAGCAUGCUACUCUUGAUCUCAGGGUCAUGAGUUCAGGCCUCAGGUGGGGUAUAGAGAUUAUUUAAAUCUUAAAACUGAAGAAGGUUUUCUAACCUGGGCUCAUCAGUAUAGUAGGGUAGAAAGCCACAUUACAAAAUCCAGACCCCCCCCCCCAAAAAAGCCGCGCGCGCGCGCGCACACACACACACACACACACACACACACACACAUUGUAAGAAGGGAGGGCUCAGGCUAGCAGAUAAGGGUCUUUAUUGAGGCAGAUUUAAAAGUUCGUAAAUUGUGCCUUUUUGUCUUUUUAUCAGCUUAUAGGCAAGUUGAUAAAUCAUUGCUGGAUUUGAACCAGUCUUCUCUUUUAUAACUAUAACCAUAUUUCAGGCAGUCCCCAAGGCAUUUAACUCUAUAGCACUCACUGGACUGAUUAUAAACUAGCUAGAUGUAGAGAAUAAAUCUCAACACCUUACUUUCAACUGUCUAUUUCUUAUGUCUCAUGGAACUCUUAUAAAUAAUGCUUGUCUGGCUGUGGUUACUAGUAUGUUUGUUACCUUUAUUUUGUGGGAGAGGGGAUCUUGAUCUUAAUGUUUCUAAGAUUAUUUAAAAUGCUUUUUUCUUUAAUGUAUUUCUGCCUUAGCACAUGUAGAGUUUAGGUGCAUAAAGGUGUUACAUUUGUUUCUGGUUUUUACUAUACUGUAGCCAUCUAACAUACUAUAUUGGUAUGCUGGUUACCCAUAAAAUAGGAACUACUCAUAAAGGAAGUAAAGUGAAGUAAAGAAAACAUGUGGCUGUUAUAUUAUGUGUAGAUACUUAGAAGCAUAGUCUUGAAGGACCUAACAAUGGUAUGAAAAGAUAGUGGAAUCAAUAUACACAGUUUAUUAAAGACACAUUUUUGAGAUAGAAAAUGCGAAUCAGGCUGAAGGAAUCCUGCAGUUGAAAGAUGAUUAUAUUCAUGGGAAUGAAGAGAUGACAUUAUUAAAACAAUAUGGCUUACUUAAGAGUGAGGCCUUCAUUUUAACCUUAAACGUUAAUAGGAAUACCAAAAAGUGAUCUGAAAUAGAGAUAAAAUUUUGAAAUACGUGGAAAAAAAGAAAAAGUUCACAUUUUUCUUCAAAAAGUAUUAUAGGUGUUUUUCUGUGAUUCUUCCAUAAAAUUAAAGCCACUGCUUUCCUAUAUUGUACUGUCACUUUUAAAACAAAUUACUGGAUACUGUUUUUGACUAAUUUCAUUGUACUCUGUGUAAAUGAUUAUUUUAACUUAUUUUAAAUGUAUCGAUAAACUUUGUACUCCCUCUGAGGAAUAGUAUUUAUUCUAAUUCCCACACAAAUGUAUAAUGCUGUUAAAUGCCUAGAUAAGAGGUUGUUGACAUUAUAUAAAGUCUUGCAAAUGGUAAACUUAAGAAUUUUCUUUGUUCAUUUUACUUCAUGUCUUAUGUGACAGAGAAUGCAUUUAGAAUCUAAUUUAUAUCUUAUAAGAAUGUUUUCUGUGGUUUCUUACAUCAGACUCCUAAAGUAAUUAUUAUUGGGGUGUCAUUGGCUGUCUCUUCUUUAUGUAGAAUUAAAAUUGCAAUAAAACUUAUCUGUAGUAUUUUCUUAAA